This is a messenger RNA of Oryza brachyantha (malo sina), 1131 nucleotides long. Its product is annotated as probable cytokinin riboside 5'-monophosphate phosphoribohydrolase LOGL6. Lineage: Eukaryota; Viridiplantae; Streptophyta; Magnoliopsida; Poales; Poaceae. The coding region runs from base 128 to 886 and encodes 252 amino acids. Gene Ontology annotation, molecular function: hydrolase activity, hydrolyzing N-glycosyl compounds. Gene Ontology annotation, cellular component: cytosol; nucleus. The transcript has 7 exons. The record is from RefSeq and is a predicted model, not a curated record. Gene Ontology annotation, biological process: cytokinin biosynthetic process.
UGAGCAAAGAGCCAUGCUGUAGUGGGAUCUCUCUCCAACCAUUCCUGCAGUGUCGCCACUGCUAGCUGCGAGCUAGCUAGAAAUCAAACCCAACGUAAAAACUAAGAAGUAGCUAGAGAGGAAGAAGAUGAUGGAUACAGAAGAUCGCACUGAGAUAAUUAAGGAGGGGAAGGCAGUAGUACUGGAAGGCAUGGCUCUACUCCCGUCUCGGUUCAGGAGGAUAUGCGUCUUCUGCGGGAGCAGCCAGGGCAAGAAGAAGAGCUACCAGGAUGCAGCCGUUGAGCUUGGCAAGGAGCUGGUAGCAAGGAACAUUGAUCUAGUGUAUGGUGGAGGAAGUGUGGGGCUCAUGGGCCUGGUCUCUCAAGCUGUCUACAAUGGAGGGAGGCAUGUUAUUGGGGUGAUUCCCAAGACUCUUAUGCCUAGAGAGAUUACGGGUGAGACAGUAGGGGAGGUGAAAGCAGUGGCAGAUAUGCAUCAGAGGAAGGCUGAGAUGGCCAGGCAAUCUGAUGCGUUCAUAGCACUACCUGGGGGGUAUGGAACACUUGAAGAGCUCCUGGAAGUAAUUGCAUGGGCUCAGCUCGGCAUUCACGACAAGCCGGUUGGGCUGCUGAAUGUGGACGGCUACUACAACUCUCUUCUAUCGUUCAUCGAUAAAGCUGUGGAGGAAGAGUUCAUCAGCCCCUCUGCUCGCCACAUCAUCGUGUUAGCUCCAACACCAAAAGAACUCGUCGAGAAGUUAGAGGCGUACUCCCCUCGGCACGACGAGGUCGUGCCCAAGAUGCAGUGGGAGAUGGAGAAACUGAGCUACUGCAAGAGCUGCGAGAUCCCUGGCCUGAAAGAAGGCAGCAAGGCGACCAUCCAGGCACAACGAGGAAGCAUGCUCUGAACUCUACUGUAGUGGUACUAGCUAGCUAGCCAAGUAGCCAUGCGUGUCGUAGGAGGGGCAGCAAGAAGAUUCAUAUGAAUUGAACCUUUUAUUCAUGUAACUCGGUUUAUUAAGGCGAUUCACCACUGAUCAUGCAUUACAAAUGUACUAGUGUACGUAGUCCUAAGAAUUAAAUCAUCAGUAACAGUAAAAUUUAUAAAUCACAGAGCUCCAGAGCAGCAGACAGACACAGAACGUUCUGGGCU